Molecule: messenger RNA, 1105 nt
Organism: Triticum aestivum (bread wheat)
Lineage: Eukaryota; Viridiplantae; Streptophyta; Magnoliopsida; Poales; Poaceae
Exons: 3
Coding region: 296-1027 (243 amino acids)
Source: RefSeq, a predicted model, not a curated record
UAGGAAAAAGCAGCGGAAGAUCAAGGAUUGGGCCAAGCAUCACAUCAAGUAUGUCGUGCAGUUCGCUCUUAGUGUGGAGCAAGCAAGGGCUGGAAAACGAGCCCAGCUUCGUGAGCACUGCCUGAUCGCGUUCAACAACUAUCUCACAUGGUUUCCUGCAAGUACCCACGUGGAGGUAUGCCAACCGGCGUAUGCUGAGGAGAUUCUGGAAGAACCCACCGUUUUUGAUGAGGUAGCCCAGCACCAGUACAACGCAUUAGUCAGGAAAGGCAACUCAGUGAUCCCUUCAGCUCCAAUGAUGAACUUUGUGCAUGCCCAGAUCAAGAAAGCAGCUGAUGAGACCGAGACUAUUCUGGAAACAACCCCGGCUGGCAAAAGCGAUGGGGAAGGUGCACUUCGAGCAUUCAUUAAGGUUCACAUCUCCUUCAAACUAGCACUUAACAUUUGUUGCUACCUUCCAUGUCUCAUUCAAUUGUACAUGUUGCAGCGCCAGGGCCAAAAGUUAAGGCGGCUAUCAAACCUUUUCGGUUGUCGUGACCCUGAGUAUGUAUCACCAGAACGGUCUAGGUCAGCGACACCAUCAGAUCCCGCUUCGGGGCAGGGCCAUGGUGAACCUUUCGAGGAUGAGGACGUGGGUGUGGUCACCCAAGAGGUUGCUGAUGAUAUGACCGUGGGGAGGUACCAGGCUCGGUCUGCAUACGAGUUGAAGCCUAGGACGGGAAUCAACAAGUACACACCUGAAGACUUCACCCAAAGAGGCCAAAGAGGCAAAAGGACGGUCGGCACCUCGCGGAUGGCGGCUUUGGAUGACUAUUUGGAUGACGUGGACGAACCGGAGCCGGAGCGGGUUCCUCUUCCUAGGAAGGUGAAGAAGAUAAGCGUCAAGAGGGGGGAGGAGCCAGCGAGCGUGGAAAGCACUAGUCAUCGUCAUUUUUUUUAUAAUGUUGAACUUAGAGUGGAAUUUGUUAUGUCGUUGAACUUGGAGUGGUCGUACCUUUUAGUAAUGUGGAAUUUGUUAUGUCGUUGAACUUGGAGUGGUGGUAGCUCUAUGUUAAACUUGAACUUAUUGUGAUGGUCCUUUGUAAGAAAUGAUGUCUGUGGUGAA